AGAUAAUAAAAACUUAGAUGUGUUAAAAAUUGGUCAAUCUACAGUGAAAAUAGCUCCAAAGGUACACGAGUUAUCGCAGUUUCAUCACCAUCGAAUGAAACGUAAAAGCAUGUAUAUAGAACCCAUAGAUCUAAAACAUCAAGACGAUCUGUCCCAACUGAAACCUCCUAUCGUUGACCAAAAGUUGAUUACUUUGGUGCAGAGCCCUGACAACUACGUAGUGACACCACAUAGAAAAAGAAGGCCUGGAUUCCACAAUUCGCCAGCACAAAAUCCCCCAUUCGUUCCUUUCUCCCCUUCAUACAUUGAAGAUACAACUCACCAUCACCAUAGGUAUAAGAAUCUGCCUCCUUUGUUAGCAGCCCACCACCCGCUGUCCUUAUCUGCACCUCCUUAUUUGGUGGACAGAACUCCAACACCAGGUCAACAUCCUGAUACUUCUGGAGCUCCAGAUAAUGUUGUUGUCAAAUACAGACCUCCCAGUGCAGAUCAGGGCUUAGCAUCUGAUUCCUAUCAAACAUUCGAACAUACCUGGGGAGCUUGGUCACUGUGCCAAACGCAAGUGAACGCUCCCUCGGGCAACGAUGAUUCUCGAGAUCCCCCGCCUUCCUUCUCAAGCAGCAAUGAUGACGCAGCUGAAAGUUCUUCUCAUGCCACGGGUAGUAAACAGUCUUUACCGACAGUUCAAGUUCGUGAAUAUCGUUGUGAAUAUUGUGGAAAACAGUUUGGUAUGUCGUGGAAUUUAAAGACUCAUUUGCGAGUGCAUACUGGUGAAAAACCAUUUGCGUGUCGGUUAUGUGUGGCUAUGUUUAAACAAAAAGCACAUUUACUGAAACACUUGUGUUCUGUACAUAGAAAUGUUAUAUCUUCGAACGAUGGAAAUUCCGGUAGGUUCAACUGUUGUUUCUGUCCGUUAUCUUUUGAAUCUUUACCUGAAUUAAUAAGACAUUUGUCGGGACCUCACAAUAAUUUGUUAUUAAGUAAAAAUAUGCACGAGCUCAAAUAGCAAAUUAUUUACAUUCCAAUGCCCACUGAUGAGGUCGUAAAAUGUGUUUUUGGUACGACCAAAUCUUGUGAUAUGCUGAUCCUAUCAGUGCCUUUUUUAUGUAUCUCGUGAGGGCGCGGGGACGAAUCCAGGGAUAUAGCGCCCCGGGCCAACAAUGAGCUCGACGUCUCAAAGUUCAGUAUUGUUUUAGUACAAAUAUUUUAUACCUGCACCUGAAACAGUGCUUUAUAGCAAAUUUAAAAUUGAUUAAUUUAAAUAUUCCAAUAUUAUUUUUUAUGACACAUCAACUGGAAAAUGCCAUUUAUUUAUUGUUCACUUUUAUUGUUGCAUAGAACAGCCAACUUAGCUCCUUGUUUUAUAUUUGUUUUUAUAUAUCACACUUACUAUCUUUAAAAUAAAAUUAUGACAUUUAGUAUAAAACAAUAAAAAGUACUGGUCAGUUAAUAUUUUAAAAAACACUGUGUGUUUGUAUAUCUAACGUAGAGUUUAUAUGUAUAAAUUUGUUAUUUUUAAUUAGUGCAUAUUUAAGUAACUAAAUAGUGCUUUUCUAGGUAUUUAUUAUUUGUGGUGAUAAUUCCAAGUUAUCAAAUGUGACAGUGUUUGAAAAUGAAUAUGAAAUAAAACGAGCAAAUCUCUAAAAAUCCGUGUCACAGCUUUAAUUUCAUUUAUUAUUUAUCAGUAUUUUUCUCUCAGGAUCAAAAAAAAUCAGUAAAGUAUUUUACCUAGAACCUCGAAUUGGUGACUUUCUUAGGAUUACAAUACCUUCCUCUUAUUGAGGGAAGUAAAAAGAUUUCCCUUAUACCUUAACAUAUUUAUAUUUUGGUUUAUAUACAGAUUUCUUCAUCACAUGCCAUAAGCCCUUUAGCUUACGCCUUACGUUUUAAUAUAUCCUGUUAAGUUGGGGCGAUAAUUUUACUAUUUUGCUUCGGUCCAUUAUCGCACUUUUACAAAUAAUUUUUGUUUUCUUUGUUAUGUUUUUAUGUUUUAUUAUAUGACACCUACUCUUGUUUUUUUUUUGUUUCGUUUUAUUAUCCUUCUUUUUAUUCUCCUGCAAUUAUUUUAAGUUGUCUAGUCAACAUAAUCGUCUGUUCGAUUUUGUAGUAUUGCAAUUCAAUAUAGUUUCAUAGCUGUAAACAAUAAAAGUGAACAUUCUUAGUUCAUUUUACAAUGCCGGUAAGAUUAACUCUACGGUAGUGCUUUGCAUACACACGAGAAGAAACUCUGUAAUAUCGGUGUUGCCAGUGACGUUAUUUAUCCAACGUAGUAGACUUGAUUAGCAAAAUAGAUACUAUAUCGUUCCUUCUCGUGCAAAAAGAUAUGUAUUUAUCUAUAAAUUUGCUUUUUGCAACAAUAAUUUAUUUAUAUAAAAAUUUCAAAAUUAUUUGUUUAUUUGCCAAUUAGAGUUAUUGAGUAAUUACUAUGGCAGUUGUACUUGCUGAUUGACUUUGGUUUCUUCAAGUAGCAUAAUUAUCAGUCAGUAAGGUGCAACUGACCUACUCAUCAAUUUAGGUUAGCUUAUUUGACUCAUAGUAUCUUCAAUUUGCUACUUGGCACUUAUUUCUAAUCAUUGACAUAAUUAGGAUAUAUUGAGAGUCAAUUGUAUAGAUGACAGAUCUUUCUGCAUGGACUUAAUUAUGUAUCUACCAGUAAAGACUAGUUGGUAAUUAAUAUUUGUCAAUUUUUGUGUUUUUUAACUUUUUUUAAAAAUUUUAAGUGUGUCAUUAGAUGGUUAUUGUGCCCGGGGCCCUGUUGCCCCGUUAAACUAAAAUGCGUCUCUACAUGGACGUUGGUAUAGUCGAUAACCCUUUGGAAUAUAUAGAAUAGAUUAAUCUCCGGGGUGAGGCACGAAAGAGAUACGGGACCAAUUGUGCCUUCUUCCACUAUAAUCGACGCCCUCCGUUGUAAAAUGUGUUAAUAGUUUUAUUGUCUAGACAUAAUCUCAACCGUUGUGUUCAAUUUGACUUUACGUACCUAACUACGCGUGGUGUGUAUAACAGGUUUAUUUCGGUUGGUCCGAUUUUAUUUGCCCUUAUUUAUUUAGUUAAAUUAUUUCGCUGGUUAACUAGGUUAGUCCUCCCAAGUAUAAAUUAGGCCCAUAUUUAUAAACUGAACUGACUCAGGUUCGUCCUUGAACAGAAGUCAAAAGUCGUAUAGUUCUAGGUGGUUACAAUGUUGCAUUAAAAUUUAGAGAUGGACAGUAGCAAAUCAAUAAAUGUAAAGAAUAUUCACGGAUUUGUUACUGUCCAUUUCUAAAUUCUCGCGAUAUAACUGAAAUUUAAUUUUUAUUCAAGGACAAACUCGAGCUGAGUCCGACUCAUCUGAGUUCGAUUUUUAGGAACCUUAGACUUGCAACUGACAUAAUUAGGAAUAUUUGCUAUUGUUUUGGUUUCGGAUGUAUUUUAUUUAUGUUUAACGAUUUGUCAGUUCUAUUAUUAAUUCAAAGAACUUAAUAUUCUGCUUAUUAAAGAUUGGUCUACAAAAAAUGUUUUUGAAAAAGCCAUGACCGACAGCGAUAUGAGCCAUUUCCGUGAUAACUACGCACGGCUCUAAAUUAAAUCCAAAUAACAAAUGUAGGCUUCGAUAUGCGUGAAUUAUUCCAUGGCUUACUGUAGAAAUAUUUCUUGUAGAUCAUUCUAUAUACCGGGUGUUCUAAAUUAAAGCGUUACAGCCAUAUACCGCUUUUUAUAAGAAAAACGUUUCAGACGAAAGUUUUAUAGUUUUGUAGGGAAAAACUUUUGGCUAACAUCGUUUUUUAUAGCUAACCAUAAUAUGGCCAACUUUUUUUUCGCGCAGCAACAUUUUCAAUUAGCUGUUACUCAAAAAGUAAAAGUCCAAUAAAAAAAAUAUUUCCUUCAAAAGUUUCUUAUUUAUUUAUGUACUUUAAGAAUAUGUAACAAAAAAAUGGAAUUCCCAUUCAAAAAAACAAAGUUCACCUCGAUAUGGCCAUAUUAUGGUCAGCUAUAAAAAAAUUAAUUUAGCCAGAAUUUUUCCCCCAAAAAACUAUAAAACUUUUGUCUGAAACUUUUUUUUCUAAAAUGCAUAUUUUCGGCGGUAUUUAACUGUAACACUUUAAUUUGAACACCCGAUAUAAGGUCUAGAUUAUAUAAUUAGAAUUAUUUUUUGUCGAAAUUAAUUUAAUGUUAAAUUUUUAAGAAAAAAAACUUUUGUCUUUUACACAUAGUUGUUUUAGGAAGGCUCAUAAAAAUAAAAAAAAUGUUUAUUUCUUAUUAAAUCAUAUUCAAAACAUCUGGGUACUGGCCUACACUGUUAUAUACAUCACAAGUGGAUAAUUUUUAUACAUAACGAAAAAUGCUAAUAAAAAGGAAACAUCAUUACCAUUUCAUUAAGUUGAUAGAUAUAAUUUGGUUUUAUUGAAUUUUUACAUGGAAGCAAUUACAUUUUCUUUUGAGCAUUUUUUGUUUUUGUAUGUAACAUUUGUAUAUUACUUGGUUAGAAAGUUUUUACUAUAAAACUGUAACAGAUAAACGUAUAUUUUUUUAAUAUACACACCAAAGAAGUAAAAAUUAAGUCGAAAUAUACAGUUUUUGUAACUUAUUCAUCUCUCUUUAAUUCGCUCUCAUUUUAACUGUUAUGUUAUUUCCAAAUAUGGAUUUAACGCCAUAAUCGAUUUUUAGUAAUUUUACAACUAAUGACUCUUUAUUUGGCCCAAGAGUUUUUUUAAAAGUUCCUUUUAGAAGACAUUCACGCACUCAUUUUAUGAAAAAAAAAACUUGUUUGAAAGAAUUCUUCAGGCACGAUUGUUUAUGAAACGUGGUACAAAUGUGGUAACUUAGUAUUUUGUUAUAUUUGUUAAUUGUAAAUAUUUAGUUUGUAAAUAGUAUAAGAAAAUAAAAUGUUUUUUUUGUAUUGUUUUUCUUCUAUUUGCGUUUUUAGUGUUGGUCUCACCGCUCGUUAAGAUUCUCUAGUCAAAUAUUUUUUUAACGAUUGUGAAAAAAAUCUGAUUUUUUUAUCAAGAUAACAAAAAAGGAGUAAGUAUUCAAAAAGAACGUAAAUUUCUCGAAAACUUGCAGCUUGAAAUAUAUGUAUUUAUCCCCAAGUAACACAAAAAGUUGAUAAGGG
Psylliodes chrysocephalus is the source of this 5086-nucleotide messenger RNA. The record is from the annotation of a GenBank genome assembly. Lineage: Eukaryota; Metazoa; Arthropoda; Insecta; Coleoptera; Chrysomelidae.